GGCCGGGGUCAGCGCGCACCAGCCCUGGAUCCUGCAGUUCCGUCCGUACCCUGUCCCAUGGGGAGGUGGAGAAGCCCAGGUGGGUGAGGAGUGAGCUUCUGCGCCCAGGAAGCCCCAUCGGGGCCAUGGGGGGACAGGUGAGGCUGCCGCCCGGAGAGCCCUGCCAUGAAGGCUACGUGCUGGCUCUGAUCUGUCCAAAUGCCUCCCAGGCUUGGUGUGAGAUCACACAUGUGUCACAGCUACUGGCUUCUCCUGUCCUCUACAGGGACCUGAAUUCCAGCAUAACCAACCUGAGCAUUUCUGCAAAUGCUGAGAACAAAUACAGUCUGUAUGUAGGCCUGGUACUGGCAAUAAGUUCCAGUAUUUUUAUUGGCUCCAGUUUCAUCUUGAAAAAAAAGGGCCUCUUGCAACUGGCCAACAAGGGUGUUACUAGAGCUGGACAAGGUGGACAUUCUUACCUCAAGGAGUGGCUCUGGUGGGCAGGAUUACUCUCAAUGGGAGCAGGAGAAGCUGCGAAUUUUGCAGCCUAUGCCUUUGCACCUGCCACCUUGGUCACCCCACUGGGCGCUCUGAGUGUUCUCAUAAGUGCGAUACUCUCUUCCUAUUUUUUAAAUGAGCACUUGAACAUUCAUGGGAAGCUAGGCUGCAUAUUAAGCAUACUGGGGUCAACCGUGAUGGUUAUCCAUGCCCCACAAGAAGAGGAAGUCGCUUCUCUGCAUGAAAUGGAAAUGAAAUUGAGAGACCCAGGAUUUAUCUCCUUUGCUGUGAUCAUAACUGUGAUCUCCUUGGUGCUGAUUCUGAUCGUGGCUCCCAAGAAAGGACAGACCAAUAUCUUGGUCUACAUUUCAAUCUGUUCAUUGAUCGGCGCAUUUUCUGUUUCUUCUGUCAAAGGCCUGGGAAUUGCCAUUAAGGAACUGUUGGAAUGGAAGCCAGUUUAUAAGCAUCCCCUGGUCUUUGUUCUGCUGGCUGUACUUGUGCUUUCAGUGACGACACAGAUUAACUAUCUCAACAAGGCCCUGGACACCUUCAACACAUCUCUUGUGACUCCCAUUUAUUACGUGUUCUUCACAUCCAUGGUAGUAACCUGCUCCGUCAUCUUAUUCCAAGAAUGGUAUGGCAUGAAAGCUGGCGAUAUCAUCGGGACCUUGAGUGGAUUCUUCACCAUUAUCAACGGCAUUUUCCUUCUACACGCUUUCAAAAACAUUGACAUUACCUGGAGUGACCUGACAACCAACACUCAGAAAGAAGUCUUCUCUCUGAAUGGCCAUGAAGACAAAUACAUCUUACUAGAGAACAUAGAAUGUGCAACCCCAGGAUUUGAUGAUGACAUUACCUUGUUUAGCAGGACCGAUGAUCACAGUCCCUAGAAACCCUGAACAUUAACCACGACGAGUCACUUGGAGAGAAGAAGGACUAUCUGACUCUUGGAUGAACUCUUAGGAACAUUGGCAUUGUUAAAGUUCUAACUAAUGAUUUAGAUGUGAAGCCAAACAAAAAUGUUUCAUUUGGGGCCAUUAAUUUUGAAAAUCAAAGUUUUGGUGCCUCCCCCCAGAAGACUUCUGCUGGUUUUCAUUUUUGCACACUUGAAAUAUUUCCUAAGCCUAAAAGAAGUCAGAGAGUUAGACGACCCAGAAUAAUCUCUUCUGGUCAAAAUGUUUGGCUCUGCCAGGUGGCUCUUCCUUUCUUUGGCUGCUAUUCUUUUUUAUGUAUUUUUUUAUUAUUUUUUAAUGGCUACAAUUGUGGUACAUGGAAGUUCAUGGGCCAGGCAUUGAAUCCAAGCUGCAGAUGCGGCAACACCGGAUCCUUUAACCCAGUGGCUGCUAUUCUUAGUCUGUCAGUAACUCAUAGGUAUAGGCUGAAUGGUGUGCUGAUAAGCAGAAUAUCAAUCAUCACUCUCUAAUGAGUCAUAGUUUCAAAUUAUUAAAACUAAGAAGCAAAAUCACUGAUGCUCCCACCCGCCACCACCAACUUCCUUCUUUCUAAACUACAUAGCUAAAGAGUAGAGUGCUAAAGAAAAAAAUCGGCAUGUUGGAAAUCUGCUCCUUGGUGGGCUAGAAUAUGCGUGAUACACAUGCCCAUGAGGGCUUAUGAAUUGUAAUUUCAUGACAUAUCAUAGAAACUUAUUAUCAAUUAAAAAGGGGAGAACAGAGGAGGGAGGGAGACACUUAGUACCUUAGGGAAAUGAAACAAUUUAUUUUUUGCUUUUCACAAAAACAAAUGACCAUAUUCACAGGUUCUCUUAACUCAGACCUGAGCAACAUUGGACAAAAUUGAGUUUCUGGAGAAAUACAGGUGAUUUCAGCUUUGGAGUUCCUUAUAUUCCUUUUGUUCCUUUCUUUUAGUGUUAUCCUCACGGUCUUUUUCCUUGUUGAUGCAGAGACUUUUAUAAAGUAAUUGCUACACUAUUUUAGGGUUAUAUUGUCCACUUCAAUUUUUCUCAAAGGUUGAAUUCCCAAAAGGUGGGCUUUCCACAGACUGUUUAGAAACAACUAGAAAAAUGUUUGUGAAAGAUCUGCAUGAACUCUUAUAAUGACCCUCUUGAAAAAAACAAAACAAAUGCAAUUGAUUAUGUUCACAGGUUCUUUUAACUCAGACUUGAGCAAUAUAGGACAAAAUUGAGUUUCUGGAGAAAUUUGGCACUCUCUUCUUUAUUAAGGAAAUUAUAAUCAUUAGUAACCUUUUUUAAAAUAUACAUAUCCUACCAUAAUGAGUGGUAGAUGGUCUUUUUCUGUUGAAUCUUGUCUUGAGCAUGUUUUCCAUACAUUUUAUUGUAAGUGUUUGGGGAGAAUAGAAAGAGGAGUUAAUGUCUUAAAAAAUUAAGCCCCCAGGGACAACAACAGGAAAAGACCUUUCCUUAUGAAAAUAAAGCCCACAUAAAAUUUUCCUAUCUCAUUCCAAGUUCAAGGCCGGGGUCACAUUUUUAUGGACAUAUUACUUAUUACUCGUUGAUAUAAUUAAUGGAAGAGAAAUUAGCUAUCUUAUUUCCAGACCAAACUUAUUUCCUCUCAAAACAAAAAUCUGGGGGAAAAAAAAAACCAAAAAAUAAUUAUGACAUUAAAAACAAAAGCUCUUCAGGUUGACUGGAUUUUUCUCUUCUAAUGUCAAAUAUUAUUAGUUUUGUCUGUUCAUAAUGUAGCUCAAGUCUACCUGGGUAAUAAAUAGUAGGCUCUUCCCUUCAGAAUUCUAUUAAAGUGACUUCAGCUUUUCCCCAGUUCUGUUGAACUCUGACUGAUGUUCACGGUGAUGACUUGAGACACUGCAAAGUCCUAAUGUGCUGAUGGAAUCUUUUCAGCAUAAUUUUUUGUUUCUCUGUUUUCUUUUUAGGGCUGCACCUUCGGCAUGUGGAAGUUCCCAGGCCAGGUGUCAACUCGGAGCUAUAGUUGCCAGCCACAGCCACAGCCACCCAGAAUCUGAGCUGCAUCUGUGACCUACACAGAGGCCAGGGAUUGAACCCACAUCCUCAUGGUUACUAGUCGGGUUCAUUUCUGUUGCACCGCAGUGGGAACUCCUUCAGCAGAGUUUAGUGGUGAGUGCAAUUCAGUACAUUCUAAAUUUCUGAAAACUGAUCAUCUGUGGAAGAUUCAUGGGUUAAUACCUCAGGUCAAAUAUGUGUUUCCCCUGUCGAUUGCUGAUUCACCUUAAUUGUAUAUCAGAUAUAUAAGCUAUGAACACAAGUAUGUAGAAAAAGUGUUUGAAAAUUGUAGAAAUUCUUUUAAAGGUUUUCACUUUUCUAUUGAAAACUCUGUUGAUUUCUCUAGAACACCUUCUUGGUGAGGAAGUUAAUGACAUCCAGCUUGAGGCUGGGGUGCUGCUCCACCUACUGAAUUUUAGGGUCAGUUAUUUCUUCAAUGUCACCUGUUACAGAGCUUUGCCCUUGGUAUAUUGUGCCCAGGUCGAAGGUUGUUGGAACACAAGAAUCCCUGUGGACCCUGGGUUGGAAAUGAAUUGGCACAGACAGAUAUGCCCAGGAGAAAGUCAGCGAAAGAUCCAAAGAGUUGAAAUAUGUUGAGAAACAAUAAAACAUUCGAAAAACUCUGGAACUGCCUGGUGGGCAUAUGCAUUGAAAAACCAAAAUGUUACAAAUCCAAAACCCAGAAUAAUUUUUCCCAAGUAGGAAGAUAUUGUCUAAGGAGAAAUAAAAUGCUGGAUCCCUAUAUUCAGACUAACUGUGUUAGUCUUAACGGGUAGUCUCAUAUGUAUAUAAUUUAAUAUAUGUACUGUAUCUCACAGAGAUACCUUAAGAUUUAUUAUGUGACUAUCUGUACGUAUGUCAUUAAGGAUUACAAAGCUGUACUCACACAGCUCUGUUUCACACAUGAAAGCUUUUCCUACUACUGUAAAUGUAAUCGUUUCAUUUUUCAACUUACAAUUCUAUUCUUAGGUCAAUGGUGAAUGACUUUUUAGUUCAGAUUGCAGAAUAUUCAUAAAACCCUUUAGAUUUGGCAACAUGAAAUUAUUUGUUUUAAGAGUCCUCGAUCAAAUAUAUAUAUAUAUAUAUUCAUGGGAAGUAAUUGUACCAUGCCUGAUAUUGAGGCAUUUGAUAAAAUUUAGUUCUCUUUGGGAGUUCCCGUCGUGGCGCAGUGGUUAACGAAUCUGACUAAGAACCAUGAGGUUGCAGGGUCCAUCGCCGGCCUUGCUCAGUGGGUUAAGGACCUGGCGUUGCCGUGAGCUGUGGUGUAGGUUGCAGACGUGGCUCAGAUCCUGCAUUGCUGUGGCUCUGGCAUAGGCCGGCAGCUCCAGCUCCGAUUAGACCCCUAGCCUGGGAACCUCCAUGUGCUGCAGGAGCGGCCCUAGAAAAAGACCAAAAAAAAAAAAAAAAAAAAAAAAAAAUUCUCUUCGAAUCAAAAAAAAAAUUUUGGCCAUACCUGGGCAUGUGGAAGUUCCUGAGCCAUGGAUCAAACCCACGCCACUGCAUCAGCUUGAACCAUUGCCAUGACAAAGCAGGAUCUUUAACUCUCUGCACCACAAGGGAACUCCAAAUCAACAUUUUAAUUCUUAGUCAAAGCACUAGAUCAGGAAGGGGCAUUGCUUGCCAGUUUUUAUACAUUCUUCUUCUUUUCUCAGUUUGUGUCACCUUAGCUCAUUUUUAAUAAUCCAAGUGAAAAAUAAAUUCCAUUAGUAUCCUAUCUCAAUACAAAAAGAUCCUGACAAAAAUAUUUUUCUUCAUGAAACUGAACUAAAUGCAGUCUUUACAUGUCAACAAAACUUUGUGGAAAAAUAACUUACAUGAAUACAUAUGAAAUAUUUUCAAAUAUUACUAUGAUCAUGAAAUUUUCUAUUUUUCAAAUGUUUAUACAUACUGUUCAUUUUCAAAAGUUGACAAAGUUUCAAUUAAUGUUUGUAUAUUUUUCAUUUGCAAUAAAAUAAUGUGGUUUAAUUAUG
Messenger RNA from Sus scrofa (pig), 5382 nucleotides. It is a transcript of the gene NIPAL1, whose product is annotated as NIPA like domain containing 1. Gene Ontology annotation, cellular component: membrane. Gene Ontology annotation, biological process: magnesium ion transport. NCBI's taxonomy places the organism in Eukaryota, Metazoa, Chordata, Mammalia, Artiodactyla, Suidae. The record is from RefSeq and is a predicted model, not a curated record. Gene Ontology annotation, molecular function: magnesium ion transmembrane transporter activity.